UGAUAGCCAUCUCUCGGUUUCGGGUGAUUAUGUAUGCAUUGGCAGUUGGAGGCGCUGCAAACGUUAAUUCAACCAAACGCACGCACUCACACGCUCGAGCACACUUACACACAAGUUGUGUAUGUACAUACGCACACCGAUAUAUAUAUAUAAGAGAGUACAAGCAUUAGCGAAUGCGAAGUGAAACAUUUAAAACUUACAGCAUAUGCUACGCUCACAAACGCAUCGCAAGUCUGACAUCUUAGUUUUUACCAUUUUCUAAAUUCUCUCGAUUGUGUGACAACUUCUUUUUUUUUGUUUCUCCACAUUUUCAUGCACGUAGAUAAAUCCGAUUGAAAAACGAGUCUUCUUUUUUUCCUCAAUAAGUUUUUUAAUUUGUACAUUUAGAUUAAUAGAUUAAUAACGAAUCCGAUCAAAAUGAAAACAAUAACGAAUUGAUCAAGUGAAGUUACGAAUAAUCAAAGCGCAUGAAAAUGUUUCAAUAAUAUACGAUAAUAUUUUCGACGACUUUUUUUUUAAACAAUUGAGCUCACCAAUAUAUUUCCUUUGGCAUUUUCUCCUCAUAAUAUUUUUUUUCUUCUUUCUCUUUUGUAUUUGCCUUCGUUGGUUUUGGGUUCAAUUAGUGUACAUAUAGUUUGUCUAGCAUUAAAACAAUAAGAAAAAAAAAUUGUGUAGCGUAUACGUGUUUGAUGUGUAUUUGUGAUUUCGGGCAAAAAUAUUGCCAUUACUUACGUCGCCGUGUUGCUCGUAUGUGUGUUGCGAAAUUUAAUGCCAAUUAAAAAAAGUGAGUUUUCAUCAACCAAUUACAACCGUGGAAAAUAGCAUCAACAACUAAAUAUCAAAUAAAAUCGAGAAAGCACGAGUAAAACAGAGAAAAAAAAGAAUAGGGAUAGAUUGAGUGUGAGAGAUAGAGAGAGCGCGCGCGUAAAGGUGACGCGACCAAAAUUCCCAUCAUGGAGAAAAUGGAAGUGGAUGAUGUGGUGGAUUUGAGUAUAGGCCGAGAAUCGGCAGUUUCAUUAUCCAAUGCAACAGUACGUGAUUUACGUGCAUUAACACAGAAUGCCGGUUUAACUAUCACACCGGCACCACCAUCCGUCAAUAAUGAACCCUACAGUAGACGCGUAUUACGGCCAAGAACUGAACCAAAAUCAUACGCGGAAGCACCUGAUAUAGUUUUACUGCCAGCCAAAAUAAAUGGCCGCCAACAGAACGGCAACAUCGACUCGGACACAGACGAUGAGGAAAUGCCACCGAUUAUUGCGAUUAAGGAAUUAUCUGCGGCUGAAAUAUGGGAGCGAGAUAGAGGACUGAGGAAAUUGAGAGAAGAGCUGAGAAAUGAAGAGACCAAAUUGGUUUUGCUGAAAAAGCUGAAACAAUCGCAGCAAGUGAUGAAAGAGAAUCUAAUUGUGACCCACACAAAUGCUUCGAACAGUUCGAAUCCAUUGGUGGAAAUUCCAGCAGCUUUGUCACUUUCAUCGAAGGGCUCGCUAAGUGUAACACCUGCACCGCCACCAUCAUCAUCAAAUCUCCAAAUUACAGCUCAUUCAAAGUCCAAUCGAAACUCUUCUCCGUUGAUUCGACAACCGAGUGGCAGCGGAAGCUCGAGAACAAGUGUGAAUGCAAUACCACCAACACGUUCAUCAUUGCCAGGCGGCGCUACAUUGACACCCGGAGGGCCACCAAGUCAUCGGUCGCCAUAUGGACAGACGCGGACUGGUACUAAUUUGACAAUAACGCCAUCUGUAACAAUCACACCAACAACAGUUCCGCCGAGAAAAGAUGUUAUGCAAAUAAAUCUGUUGGACAAUGCAUCGAAAUUGAAUCAAGUGAGCAGUUCUGUUUCGAUAACACCGGCUCCACCGCAUAUAUCUUCGAAUAACGAUCAGCUGAGCAAGAAUGACCGGUCGAGUUCAAGAGAAGAGGCGCAAACGCCAGCACAGCGUCAAGCGGCUGCAAAAUUGGCAUUGCGCAAACAAUUAGAAAAGACUUUGUUGCAAAUUCCACCACCAAAACCACCACCGCCAGAGAUGAACUUCAUUCCAAAUCCAAGCAAUACGGAAUUUGUGUAUUUGCUCGGUUUGGAAACGGUCGUCGACUACUUGACCAAGGAGAAAAAUACGCAACCACCGCCGCAGCAGCCGUACCGUUGUUCGCAAUGUAAAAUUGACUUUACGCCGCUAUGGAAAUGGGAGAAACAAGGCAAAACCGUCAAUGCUACCUUUACAAAUGCGCCAAUUGGCAAAGAUUCAAAGAUUAUUUGUGAGCAAUGCGUUACGACCAAUGUAAAGAAAGCGUUGAAGGCUGAGCACACGAAUCGACUGAAAACAGCAUUUGUUAAAGCGUUGCAACAAGAGCAAGAGAUCGAACAACGCUUGGCAACACAAAGCAGCCCCUCACCCACAUCACAUUCGUCGCAUUCGUUUACCCAAUCACCGUCUGUGACGGCCACACCGGUAACAAUAACGCCGCAUCCGGCACCGGCUAAAUCACAAACGCCCACACAACGACCGACGCCUCCUCUACCAUUACCCAGCAAAUCGGCAACACCGCCAACGACUUCGAGAUCGUCUCGGAAUCAGCAACAAUCCGCUUCGCAACAAUCCUCUAUUCAACAAGCGUCUCUGUCACAGUCGUCAGCGUCAUUACAACAGCAGCAGCAACAACAACAACAACAACAACAACAACAGCAACAACAACAACAACAACAACAACAACAACAGCAACAGCAACAGCAGCAGCAACAACAAUUGCAACAAAGUGAAGCGGCAAACUCGGCCGCUGCUGCUGCUCAACUGAAUGCGCUCGCCAAUCUUGCUGGUUUACAGCAGGUUGGGAAUCUUGGUGCUCUAGGUGCGCUAGGUGGUCUUGGUAAUUUGGGCAAUUUAUCUAGUUUAGGGAAUUUGGGCAGUCUUGCGGGACUUGGCGGAAAUUUGGGUAGUGCACAGGCCGCACAGGCUGCACAGGCACAGCUUGCGAUGGUUUUCCAACAACAAUUACUGCGAGGGUUGCAAGGAAUGGGUGGAAAUCCAGCAGCCGCAGCUGCUGCAAAUGCGGCUCAUUUAAUGCAAUUCAAUCCAUUGUAUGUACAAAUGUAUCAAUUACAAAUGGCACAAGCGGCACUUGGAAAGAAAUCAUCCUCGUCCAAAAACAAUAUGCAAAAUACCAAUUUAGAUAUUCAGCGUUUGGCUGAAAUUCAACGUCAAUAUCUCUUGGAACUCACUCAACAAAAUCAGCAUGCAUCGGGCUCUAGCAGUCGUCAAAACAAUUGGAAGCCAUAACCAUUUGGUGUGUGACACAGAAUUGAUAUUCUAAAAGCAUUCAACUAACAAAAUACAAAAUCAUUUUACUGCAAUAGUCUUUACAACACAAUACGGAAUAGAGAUGAAAUGAAAGAAAAAAAAUGUAAGCGAGAACAAAAAAGUAACGUCGAAAAUCAUAACGAAAGAGAAAAAGAACAGUAAAAAAACAACAUUUGCUCGAACAUUUUGUUUAUUUUAAAUUUUUAUCGAGAGAGAGAAAAGGAAGAUGGAAAAAAUGUGUAGAAAAACAAGAAAAAAUUAUUCUUUAUAUUUGAAUUUCCACAAAGAAAAGAUAGGAAUAAUUUUUAGGAAUAAUUAUGAGUAAUCAAGGCAUGUUCAAUACACACACACAGAGAAACACUACAUUUUAUCUCGACUUAUUUCAUAAAUUUGUACAUAAAUUAGUAUGGUGAGAGAAUAAGUUUCCCCCUCCUACCCGGCACCGGAAUAUUUAAAAAAAAGAGAGAGAAAAAGUGAAAUGCAGUUAGAUGUUGUGACGACACACGCACGAUUUUUGAGUGAAUUUUUGGUGAUCGCUUUUACAUAAAUAUAUUUCACUGUUUGUGACGUACACGAUGCGGCAUUGAAAAAGAGGAAACAAUAGAAAUGAUAGAAUAAAAUUUAAAACAAAGAAGAUAAAAAA
Molecule: messenger RNA, 3942 nt
Organism: Sitodiplosis mosellana (orange wheat blossom midge)
Lineage: Eukaryota; Metazoa; Arthropoda; Insecta; Diptera; Cecidomyiidae
Gene: simj
Product: transcriptional repressor p66-beta
Exons: 13
Coding region: 954-3278 (774 amino acids)
Biological process (GO): negative regulation of transcription by RNA polymerase II
Cellular component (GO): NuRD complex
Source: RefSeq, a predicted model, not a curated record